UCAGGUUAAUCAGCAGAAGCAGGAGAACCCCCUGUGGUCCAACCAUAGCAGGCCGCCUUCAUGUGACCAGAACCAGCCAACCAGGUGUAGCAGCAGAACUUGGUGGAGUUUUUCCUUCCACCAACAUCAAAUAAUCAAACCCACAUAGUUUUUGGGAUUUCACUUCCAGAAUGAGUUUAAUUACGCAGAGAAAGAGUCGAGCUGAGCUGAUAAUCAGCUGACAGCGAGGCGCUGCAGCAGCAGGUGGAACUAACAGGCUCCUGCUGGCCUACUUAUCCUGCUCACUAAUGCUGCAUAAGCUCUCUAAUGCUGCCUCACACACUCUCUGACACACACACACUUCUGUGACACACACACACACACUUCUGUGAUAGAGCUAGCUCCUUCCAGCUCUGGAGUCGAAGCAUGAAGACAUGAAUCUGUGACAAAUCAGGUUUGCAGCCAGCGAGGCCGAGACAGCGGCCGACCGCAGGCCAGCCGGACGGAGAGGUAAAGGAAGAAAAUGUCAAGGAUGUUCUGUCUGCUGCUGUGGCAGCUACUUCUCAGAGUUUCCUGCCAUGUUGCUGCAGGUAAGAACAUUUACUACUUCAAUAGUUAUUGGUGCUCCUUCAGUACAUUAACUGCUGAUUCUGUUUGGUCCUCAGCCAGUCUGUGUACGGUCGGCUCCAACAUCUUUGCGUCUGUCAGGGAGAACAGUCCAGCAGGUCAGUUCAUCUCACACAUCAGCAUCAGAUCGGACCCAGGAGCCAACACCGUGCGUCUAUGCCUGACUGGACCGAAUGCCAACUGGUUCUACUUAGAAGGUCGAACCAUCAGACUCAACUCGUCCGCAUCCAGAGUCCUGGACCGAGAGGUUCUGGGUCCGUUUCUGAUCGCUGAGCUCACCUGUUAUGAGGACGAUAUCAAACAAAGCCACUACAGGAUUCUGGUGGAGAUUUUGAAUGAAAAUGACAACAAACCAAAGUUUCUGGAGGAGACCAUCCAACCGUUCAGCAUCAGCGAGGUUGUAGCAGUAAACUCUGUGGUUUUCACUGUGAAGGCUGUCGACUCAGAUGGAGAUAUGAUCAGCUACAUCAUCGACCAAUCCUCGGAAGAUGCAUGGUUCUUCAGGAUCGACUUGCCCAACAGUGGGAAAGUGGUGCUCAGCAAACCUCUGGACUAUGAAAGCAGAACUCGCCUACAGAUCAUCAUGUGGGCACAGGAAACAAACACUGAGGAGAAGUUCAACAUCUCCACUAUUCUGACCAUCGACAUUGAGGAUGUUGACGACCAGUAUCCUCACUUCCUGCCCUGCACACCUGUGUCCCCAAGAGUCCCGAUCUGCAUGAACCCAACCUAUACAGCAAACAUCACAAGAAAACAGCAGGACUCGGUUCUGGAGUUUUCUCCUGGUCCAAUCAGAGCCAGGGAUGGCGAUCGAGGCAUCAACGCUCCUCUCAUGUAUACAAUCCUGUCAGGUGACAAUCAUGGCAAGUUUGUGAUGGACAACAGGACAGGUGAGAUCCGGCUAGCCAGAGCUGUAGAUGAGCAUCAGCCAGGAGCAAACUUCACCCUCACCGUCAUGGUGUGUCAGGUAGAGGACCGGUUAAAGUACAGCGUGGCCACAGUUGUGGUCAGGGUUCUCAGUGAGAACUCCUUCCCGCCGGUCUUUAACACAACCACCUUCAAAGGCUUCAUCAUCCAGAGUUCAAGCCCCGCCUCCAUCGUUUCCACCUAUGGGAACCAGGUGUUGCAGGUCCAGGUAUCUGACCAGGAUUUCUCUGAUCAGGGGGUGAAUCCAAACAUCCGGUUCUUCCUCCAUCCGACGUCCCGACUGUACCAGGUGACCCAGGAGGGGGUUCUGAUCGCCCGGACGGACCAGCUGAGGGCCUUUGACAGACACAUUCUGCAGGUUGUUGCCAGGGAUGAAGAAUCAGGAGAGGAAGCUUCAGCCUCAGUGGACAUUGAAGUCCUGCAGCGAGGACAGGCAGUGCCUCAUGGUGCGUUCACAGAGCAACAGCUGUUUGGGGAUGUGGACAGCAGGUUGGCAGGAGGAAUCGCAGCGCUGAUCCUGCUGACGUUUCUGUCUGCCUUCCUGUUUCUUCUGCUCCGAUUCGUGCGAAGGCGCCGGCCGCAGGAAGCUGAUGUCCUGCCAGCCACCACAACCUUAAAGCACCAUAAGGUGAGUUCCAGGUCUCCAGGCUUCAUGGACGAGGCUCUCCAUCGUCAGGCGUCCUUGCGGUCGGGCAGCUUCCACGGCAGACAGGGUCUCUACAUCCGGAGGCAGUCUCUUCCUCCUCCAACUUCCUCCUCCUCAGCAGCAGACAGCAGGACCAGACCUCAGUCUCCGUCCUCGGAGGUCUCUCUCAGCGAUCCGGCAGGCCGCUGCCGCUUCCAGACGGAUCUGUUCGUCAUGGUAGAGAAACCUGCAGGAGUGGCGUCCGGCUGGGAGAGGUCACCUGACGUCACCGCAGGCCUGCAGCUCCAUGCUGAGAUGCCCCAGAGUGACAAGGAUGUUAACACUGACCAAUCAAGGGACACUUGAAAGAUUGUUCCAGUCAAUCACAGAUUAAGACUGCCUGGGACAUGCAAUAUGUGAUUGAUUCCCAGAUUUAAACUCAUACUCUCUUUGUCUUUAGUGGUUUGAAUGAAAAAUCCCUUCAGAAAUCACUUAUGGAAAAAAAUAUGUUUAAUUUCUGUGUCAAAAAACAUUGUGGUCCAAAAACAGGAAGAUUUUCCAGAGACUUUAACUAUACCAGCAGCAGUGAGCAGAGCGACCACCAGGGGGCCAAAGCGAGCCAGCUCUGUGCCCUGCAUCUUGAGGUGGAGACAAAUGCAAAUGAAAUCCUGUUUCCUCUUUCCAUCUCUAUGGUUCUGAUCGGAUCUUCUUAGAAGUUCUGCUGAUUAGAUCUGCCUGGUGACACUAAGAACCAAAGGCCUGGCCAUCGUUUCAGGUGGGAAUAAAAC
Messenger RNA from Gambusia affinis (western mosquitofish), 2946 nucleotides. It is a transcript of the gene cdhr5-rs, whose product is annotated as cadherin-related family member 5, related sequence. Gene Ontology annotation, biological process: homophilic cell-cell adhesion. Gene Ontology annotation, cellular component: membrane; catenin complex. The record is from RefSeq and is a predicted model, not a curated record. Gene Ontology annotation, molecular function: calcium ion binding; cadherin binding. NCBI's taxonomy places the organism in Eukaryota, Metazoa, Chordata, Actinopteri, Cyprinodontiformes, Poeciliidae. Bases 503 to 2524 code for a protein of 673 amino acids. The transcript is spliced from 14 exons.